AUGUAUCGGGUAUCUACUCGAAUGUUAAAAAUACUUACUGAUGUUGCUGUAUUACGGAAAGUUACAUCUAUUAAUACGACAUGUAGUCUACUUGCAGUAAGAAGUAAACAUUUAGAUUUGCAGCAAUAUUAUAACACCAACGAUAACUAUGACUUUAAAGAUCGAAAACACCCAGCUUACAAAUAUCUGUGCUGUUCACUUUUAUUCAGUGCUGCAGCCUAUACUUCCUAUAAAUUCUGGGCUCAACACCAACUGCUGCCUUCUAUAAUCGCUGCUGAAGAAAUAUCUGAUUCAGAAUCCGACAAUGAAGUUGACAAUAAAAAGAAAAGAUAUCGAAAGGAGAAGAUCGGAUUUCGGGAUCGGAAGAUUAUUGAAUAUGAAAACCGUAUGAGGUCCUAUUCAACUCCAGAUAAAAUAUUUCGAUACUUUGCUACAGUCAAAUUGAGUUUGGGUGAACACACAGAAAUUUACAUGACCCCUGAUGACUUUUUGAGAGCUAUCACUCCUGGCAUGAAGCAGCCUGAUGGUUUGGGCUUAGACCAGUAUAGAAGAUAUGACCCAAAGAGUAUCAGUCAACGUCUCAAUCUCGAUCUUGAUGAAGACUCCAUUUUCUAUAAACUCGGCUCAUCAGGACUCAUCACGUUCAGCGACUACAUCUUCCUCCUUACCGUAUUAUCAAGUAAGUGA
This is a messenger RNA of Arctia plantaginis, 687 nucleotides long. The record is from the annotation of a GenBank genome assembly. Lineage: Eukaryota; Metazoa; Arthropoda; Insecta; Lepidoptera; Erebidae.